Messenger RNA from Gongylonema pulchrum, 226 nucleotides. The record is from the annotation of a GenBank genome assembly. NCBI's taxonomy places the organism in Eukaryota, Metazoa, Nematoda, Chromadorea, Rhabditida, Gongylonematidae.
UGUACAGAAUGCAGUUUGUGACGCAUUUCAAAGCGCCGAAUGCAGCGUUGAGGUAUCGCCUGAGCUCACCGAGCCACCAUUCAACUUUGCAUUUCAUGCACUGGGCAAAGUGAUACGUUUACUACCUCACGGGGCUGCGGUACCAAAGGAGUUCUACCAGGUCUCAUCCAUAUCGGUAAGAUAUUCUGCCUCCAUACUUAUUUUUAGGGCCAGGAAUAUGUUGUGA